Messenger RNA from Cylas formicarius (sweet potato weevil), 1497 nucleotides. RefSeq lists its product as uncharacterized. Bases 1 to 1497 code for a protein of 498 amino acids. The record is from RefSeq and is a predicted model, not a curated record. Lineage: Eukaryota; Metazoa; Arthropoda; Insecta; Coleoptera; Brentidae. The transcript has a single exon.
AUGUACAUGGACGACCUCAAGAUAUUCUCGAACACCGAGAAGGGACUAAAACGGCAGCUCAGAUGCGUCGAGAACUUUUCAAAUGAUAUUCGAAUGAGGUUCGGUCUGGAGAAGUGUAAAAUUGGCAGACUUCAUAGAGGAGAGUGGCGUCAGAUGGACGGCCAUCAGCUUACACAACAUAGUGGUGGUGGAAAAAUAACGACGCUGGAUAAAUUUGAAACCUAUAAAUACCUAGGUCUUGCCCAGGCGCGAGGAAUAGACUCUAUAAGUGUCAAGACGCUGCUCACCGAGAGAUUUAAAGAGAGAGUCAAGCACAUCUUAAAAACAAGAUUGGCAGGCCGUAACAUGGCGACUGCAAUCAAUUCCUACGCCGUCCCUGCAGUGGCGUACAGCUUCGGCAUCGUCGAUUGGACGUCGACCGAGCUUGAUGAUCUGAAUAGAACCUUAAGGACAAGUCUAACUAAAUUCCGCGCUCACCACCCACGAGCUGGCAGAGAGAGGGUACAUCUACCUCGAAACAUCGGAGGCAGGGGAUUCUCGGAUUUGCGAAUAUGCCACAAGACCCAGGUGGAGCGACUGCAGAAAUACUUCCAUCAAAAAAGCGAGAGCUCAGCGCUCCACCGAGCAGUGACAGGUCUAGAUAGAUCACUUACACCCCUCAUGUUGCAGGUCACACACUAUCAGUGCGACCCUAAGUAUUCAAUUUUCGAGCUCGAGAACCAGUGGCGGGGAAAGGAACUACACGGCAGAUACCCAAACUUGCUUGAUAGUGCUGACCUUGACAAGCCCGCAUCAGUUGGCUGGCUAACGAACGGCAACCUUUUCCCCGAGACUGAGGGUUUCAUGUGUGCAAUUCAGGAUCAGGUCAUACCCACUCGGUCUUAUCUUAAACACAUAAUCAAGGACCCGACAGUAACAACAACGAAUUGUCGCAUAUGUGGAGAGGGCCAUGAGAGUGUUGAGCAUCUCAUCAGUGGGUGCCGGAUACUGGCUCCGAAGGACAACGUAGCCAAGAUAGUCCAUCAGGAAAUAGCCUUCAACCUUAAUCUUCUAAAAGAGAAGUGUCCGCACUACCGAUACUCACCAGAAUCCGUGCUUGAAAAUGAGGGAUUUAGGAUAUAUUGGGACAGAACUAUUCAGACCGAUCGCACUGUCCAGCAUGACAGGCCAGAUAUUCUUAUUUAUGACAAGGCAAAUAAGGUGGUGACCCUCGUCGACGUUGCAAUUCCCGCACCUAACAACCUGCAGAAGAAAGAACGUGAAAAAAGAGAAAAAUACAUACAGUUGGCGGAUGACAUAAAACAGACAUGGCGUGUCGAUAGGGUUAACAUUGUUCCUAUAGUGAUCGGUGCAAUGGGAGAAAUACCAAAGUCCCUCAAAACCAACCUGACAACACUCACCGUAAAACCAGGGGCCUACUUUGAAAUGCAGAAGUCUGUGGUACUAGCUACCUGCAACAUAAUUAGAAGAGUUCUUAAUCAACCUCAACUUCAAUAG